CUGGUAGCAGUCCUGAAAACUGCUGAAACAGCUGGGUUAACGUUUAAUCCGCACAAGUGCAAGUUUGGCGUAAAAGAGCUACGGUUUCUGGGUGAUAUCAUAAGUGCGAACGGCAUAUCCCCAAAUCCAGGGCUCGUAAAAAGUUUGGUUCAAAUGCCAGUGCCAACAUGCAAGGCCGAUGUUCAACGUAUGCUUGGUGUGUUGAACUACUUUGGGAAGUUCGUGCCGCAGCUAUCUGAAAGAACGGCCCUGUUAAGAACUCUUAUCAAGGCCAGCUCUGAGUUUGAGUGGACAGAAAACCACGCCAAAGAGUGGAAAAGCGUCACGCAAAUUCUGACCACUGCUCCCGUGCUCGCAAUAUUUGACCCACGACGGGAAACAAAGUUGUCUUGCGAUGCAUCGAAGGACGGCGUCGGCGCCGCUCUUCUGCAACGUCACAAUAACGAGUGGCGGCCCGUAGCUUACGCAUCUCGAGUACUGGCUAAGGCAGAAAAACUGUACGCACAGAUAGAAAAGGAGGCCCUAGGAAUUUGCUUUGGAUGCGAAAAAUUUCACCAGUUCGUCUACGGCCAGAAAGUCACAAUUGAAACGGACCACAAGCCACUUUUGUCAAUUGCUCAAAAGGAAAUUAGUGACAUGCCACCUCGCCUUCAACGGUUCUUUUUGAGGUUGUUCAAGUAUGAUUUUGCUUUGCAGUAUAUUCCUGGGAAGCACCUUGUUCUUGCUGACAUGUUGUCCCGGUCAACUGCUGACAACCAAGACGAGGCUGGUGCUACUACCGACGUGGAAGUUCACGCAAUCCAGCUUCUAGGUUACCGUGUCACAGAAGCAACGCAGAAAGAACUGCAAGCGGCAACGGCUCGUGACCGCUACCUACAGUCGGUGAUCGCAAGUUUGUCGGUGGGGCUUCCAGUACAAGAUUCGGGCGACGACUUCUGGCUGGGCCUGCUGGCCUACCGCUCUACCCCACUGGAGGACGGGCGAUCCCCUGGUGAACUACUGCAAGGAAGGCGCCUUCGCGCCAACCUCCCGGACUUCAGUGCGGUGACCGCAACCAACGUCAAAAAGCACAGCCAGGCCCAAGGGGGAAGACCUUUGCCUCCUCUGCAGAAGGGUGUCGUCGUGAGGCUCAGAGACGCUGCAUGGUCCCGAAAAGCUCAAGUGGUGGGUUCGCCAUAUCCAAGGUCCUACCUUGUCAAAACGGAGGACCAGAAGCUGUUAAGGCGCAACCGUCGUCACCUACUUCAAACUGGCGAACGGUUCAUCGAGGAAAGCGACGACGACAUUGAUACCAGCCCAGCGGACAACGUUGGUGGCCAUCCGACAGUGGCAACUUCAACCUCUCCAGCCAACGGCCGACGUCGCGAAGUUCCGACGUCGGGCGACCCUUCGCCACCUGUGGUGCGUCAGUCAACUCCACCACCGACGCCAGCUUUGAGAAGGUCGACUCGAACCGUGAAGCCACCACAGCGUCUUCAUUAUGACAAGGACUUUAACCAAGUGUCUGAUAUCAUUUUUUGAAGUGCCAUGUACUUACCACUGUUUCGGUGGGUAUGUAAUUUCUUUGUUAACGGAAAGGAUGUAUCCGGCAAGGCUACUGCAUCACGACUGCGCAUCGGACAUGCGCAGAUAUUCUCGGCGCGCUAUCGUGCGCCUAUAUAAUCAGUGACUGAAUAAACCGAUUGUUCUUCUUGUUCUGGCCA
Molecule: messenger RNA, 1703 nt
Organism: Rhipicephalus sanguineus (brown dog tick)
Lineage: Eukaryota; Metazoa; Arthropoda; Arachnida; Ixodida; Ixodidae
Exons: 2
Coding region: 154-1521 (455 amino acids)
Source: RefSeq, a predicted model, not a curated record